Messenger RNA from Botrytis deweyae, 1179 nucleotides. RefSeq lists its product as uncharacterized. Lineage: Eukaryota; Fungi; Ascomycota; Leotiomycetes; Helotiales; Sclerotiniaceae. The transcript is spliced from 3 exons. Bases 1 to 1179 code for a protein of 392 amino acids. The record is from RefSeq and is a predicted model, not a curated record.
AUGCAUGCAGAGAAGAAAAAUAACUCAAACCACACGAUAUCAGCGCCUCCAAGUGACAGCCAUACCACCACCCCUUCCAAUUGCUUUCCAGAAAAGCCACCACCCGAACUUUACAUCCCGGACAACAAACGACACAAUAAUGAUAUUGACCCCGAGCAAGCCCAACCAGCAACACGUCCCGAGAUAGAAGCUCCUCCAGACGGCGGUUACGGCUGGGUAUAUCCACUUCGUAGGGAAUAUUUCCCCCCAGUACUUCUAAUAGAAACCAAUACAUUUCCCAGAGUGAGCAAUGUAAAUUUCGCUUUUAUGGGCGGUCUUUUCCUCAGCGUGGCACAAUUCAUUGCGCCCAUCGCCACAAUCACUAUGCGAGAAUGGGGAGCGAGGACCACCUUAACGAUAGGAAUCAUAUUGCAAAACACAGCAUUAUUGAGCGUGUCAUGUUCGACUGAAAUUUGGCAAUUAGUUUUGAGUCAGGGCAGUACUGGCUGGACUUUUCGAAUUUUGGCUAUUGCAUCAGCUGCUGCAUGUGGCUUUUCCACCAUCAUAAUAAAAUAUCAGAAUAAAGCAAUUGGAGCUGUUCAGAUCGCUUUUCAUACCAGCCUCUUGAAAAGACCAGAGUUCCUACUCACUUUAGCCUGGGGCUGUUUGAGCGUCUUGGGUUAUGUGGCUCUUCUCUUUUCAAUAUCCACCUACGUAAACAUAGUGGGCCUUACUAUAUUCCAAGGGUCGAUUCUUGGUGCUACGUCCAAUCUUGGAGGAGGUCUUGUCCGACCCGUUAAAGGAUACGCUAGCGAUGAUUUCGGACGAAUCGACACCGCACUUGUUUGUACAUUCUUGGCUGGUAUCUUUUCUCUUGUAGUUUGGAUCCUGACCAAAAAUUUUGGGGUCCUCAACUUCUACGCUUUGAUUGGUGGCGCUGUUUCCGCAACAUUUAUCACUACAGUUGCUCCAGUGGGCGCAGAAGUUUUAGGGUUACAAUUCUUACCAUCUGCUCUAUCUACAUUCUGGGUUUCGGUGGUCAUACCGAGCACAUUUGCCGAGUCAUGCACUUUGGUUGCGAACCAACAAUGGAGCCAAUUUUCUGCAUGCCCAGAUAUUCACUGGCUUUAUGUAUAUGGGGGUAACCUUUUCCCUUUGGCUUGUGUGAGCAUGGAUGAUAUCAGGGUUGCAAAAGACUGA